Peromyscus maniculatus bairdii (prairie deer mouse) is the source of this 4321-nucleotide messenger RNA. It is a transcript of the gene Fbln2, whose product is annotated as fibulin 2. The record is from RefSeq and is a predicted model, not a curated record. Gene Ontology annotation, cellular component: extracellular region. Gene Ontology annotation, molecular function: calcium ion binding. Lineage: Eukaryota; Metazoa; Chordata; Mammalia; Rodentia; Cricetidae.
GCGCAACCCGGGCUCUGGAUUCACCGACGGCGGGUGCACCGAUGGACGGCCGGCGGCGCAGCGCAGCACAGAGCACCGGGCCUGAGGACACAGAGGGCCCUCACAUUCAGGUGCACAGACAGCAUCGUGGCCCCUAGCACCUCUGUUUCUCCUGGGCCUCUCAAGACAUGAUGCUGCUCCAGGAGUCUGCAGGAGCAUGGCUGGCAUUGGCCCUGGUCACAGCCCUGACUCUAAGCCCGGGCAUGGCAGUCCCGUAUCAGGACUGCACAGGCGCGGAGUGCCCACCCCUGGAGAACUGCAUCGAGGAGGCACUGGAGCCAGGAGCCUGCUGUGCCACCUGUGUGCAGCAGGGCUGUGCCUGUGAAGGCUACCAGUACUACGACUGCGUCGUACAUGGAGGUUUCGCGGAUGGCCGUGUGCCUGCCGGCCAGUCCUACUUUGUGGACUUCGGUAGCACCGAGUGCUCCUGCCCGCCGGGGGGCGGCAAGAUCACCUGCCAGUUUAUGCUGUGUCCUGAGCUGCCACCCAACUGCAUCGAGGCUGUGGAGGUAGCUGACAGCUGUCCUCAGUGUGGCCAGGUGGGCUGUGUCCACAGUGGCCGUAAGUAUGCCGCUGGCCACACCGUCCACCUCUCGCCCUGCCGGGCCUGCCACUGCCCGGAUGCUGGCGGUGAGCUCAUUUGCUACCAGCUCCCUGGUUGCCAAGGGAACUUCUCAGAUGCAGAGGAGGGUGACUCUGAGCGACAGUACGAAGACCCCUACAGCUAUGACCAGGAGGUGGCCGAGGCAGAAACCACCGUGGCCACGGUGAACGAGAUCCAGGCAGGUGCAGAGGGCCCCCCAGCUGCUCUGGGAGGUGGGAACUUGCCACCGUCCUCCUUCAGAGCAACUCCCAGGCCAGCUGCCCUCCCCAGACCCACAGCAGCUGCUGCCCUGGGUCCCCCAGCUCCCAUGCAGGCCAAAGCCAGGAGAGUGACACUGGACAUGGAUGAGGAAGAGGAGGAGCAAGUGGAGGAGAUGGAAGCCACUGAGCCACCAGCAGCAGGUGGCCCUGGGAGGCUGAACAGCUUGCCUGCCACACCCCCGGCCAUCCCUGACCUCCCUGGCCGAGAGAAGGAGGCUGAAGCCAAGGCAGGGCUGGAAGAGAACUUUAUUCCUGAUGUCCAGGCCACUCCUCCCAGCGCAGGGCCGGAGAGGGCUGCACCCCUGCCUAGGUUAGGCCCGGCUGGUCUCAUUCCGUCUCUGACCACAGUCAGCUCUCCUGGGGACCCAGUGAAGUCCAGCAGCCACCCCAUCCUAUCCACACGGCCGCCUGACAGAGCCCAGGUCACACCCUCCCCAGAGGUGCCUGAAGAACUACCCCUCCAUCCGCGGUCGCGACCUCCAUCCCAGGCAGAAGAGGACACGGACCCCAACUCAGUACAUUCUGUCCCCAGAGGUGGUCCUGAUGGAUCCACCAAAGACCUGAUUGAGACAUGCUGCGCAGCUGGCCAGCAGUGGGCCAUUGACAACGAUGAGUGCCAGGAGAUCCCCGAGAAUGGCGCUGACAGCGAUGUCUGCAGGAUAGCCCAGAGGCACUGCUGUGUCUCCUACUUGAAGGAGAAGAGCUGCAUGGCUGGCAUUGUGGGGGCCAAGGAAGGUGAAGCCUGUGGAGCCGAGGACAACGAUACCUGUGGCGUCUCCCUGUACAAGCAAUGCUGUGACUGCUGUGGCCUGGGACUCCGUGUGCGGGCCGAGGGCCAGUCGUGCGAAUCCAACCCCAACCUGGGCUAUCCCUGCAACCAUGUCAUGCUCUCCUGCUGUGAAGGCGAAGACCCCCUCAUAGUGCCUGAGGUCCGUCGGCCGCCAGAGCCUGAGGCCACCCCGCGUAGAGUUUCAGAGGCGGAGAUGGCAAGCCGGGAGGCCCUGUCACUGGGCACAGAGGCUGAACUGCCCAAUAGCCUGCCCGGAGAUGACCAGGACGAGUGCCUGCUGCUCCCCGGGGAACUUUGCCAGCAUCUUUGCAUCAAUACCGUGGGCUCCUACCGCUGUGCCUGCUUCCCUGGAUUCGAGCUGCAGGGUGACGGCCGUACCUGCCGCCCAGAUGGAGGCGCGCCACGGUUGGACGCCGCCGCAAGGGAGUCUGCCCCGAGGAGGUCUGAGUCUGCCCCGAGGAGGGCUGAGUCUGCCCCGAGGAGGUCUGAGUCUGCCCCGAGGAGGGCUGAGUCUGCCCCGAGGAGGUCUGAGUCUGCCCCGAGGAGGGCUGAGUCUGCCCUGAGGAGGUCUGAGUCUGCCCUGGGGAGGUCUGAGUCUGCCCAAGUGUCCCCCAACACCAUCCCCCUGCCUGUGCCACAGCCCAACACCUGCAAAGACAAUGGACCCUGCCAGCAGGUGUGCCGUGUUGUUGGAGGCACAGCCAUGUGCUCCUGCUUCCCUGGCUACGCCAUCAUGGCGGAUGGCCUGUCCUGUGAAGACCAAGACGAGUGCUUGAUGGGCACUCACGAUUGUAGCUGGCAACAGUUCUGUGUGAACACUCUGGGAUCCUUCUACUGUGUCAACCACACAGUGAUCUGUGCAGAGGGCUAUAUCCUCAACGCACAUAGGAAGUGUGUGGACAUCAACGAGUGCGUGACGGACCUGCACACGUGCACCAGGGACGAGCACUGUGUGAACACGCCGGGCUCCUUCCGGUGCUACAAGGCACUCACCUGUGAGCCAGGCUAUGUGCUCACAGACGGCGAGUGCACAGACGUGGACGAGUGUGUGACAGGCACACACAACUGCCAGCCAGGCUUCUCGUGCCAGAACACCAAAGGCUCCUUCUACUGCCAGGCCCGGCAGCGCUGCAUGGACGGCUUCUUGCAGGACCCUGAGGGCAACUGUGUGGACAUCAACGAAUGCACAUCAUUACUGGAGCCCUGCCGCGCAGGAUUCAGCUGCGUCAACACAGUGGGCUCCUACACAUGCCAGAGGAUCCCACUGAACUGCAGGCAUGGUUACCAUGCCAAUGAGGAUGGCUCCGAAUGCGUGGAUGUGAAUGAGUGUGAAACAGGUGUGCACCGCUGUGGCGAGGGCCAGCUGUGCCACAACCUCCCUGGAUCCUACCGCUGUGACUGCAAGCCUGGCUUCCAGAGGGAUGCAUUUGGCAGGACCUGCAUCGAUGUGAACGAAUGCUGGGUCUCACCGGGGCGCCUGUGCCAGCACACCUGUGAGAACACACCCGGCUCCUACCGCUGCUCCUGUGCCGCUGGCUUCCUUUUGGCCGCAGACGGAAAGCAUUGUGAAGAUAUGAAUGAGUGUGAGAACCAGCGCUGCAGCCAGGAGUGCGCCAACAUCUAUGGCUCCUAUCAGUGCUACUGUCGCCAGGGCUACCAGCUGGCAGAGGAUGGGCAUAGCUGCACAGACAUCGACGAGUGUGCACAGGGCGCUGGCAUUCUCUGCACCUUCCGCUGUGUCAACGUGCCCGGGAGUUACCAGUGUGCAUGCCCAGAGCAGGGCUACACGAUGAUGGCCAAUGGGAGGUCCUGCAAGGACCUGGAUGAGUGUGCACUGGGUACCCACAACUGCUCUGAGGCUGAGACCUGCUACAACAUCCAGGGCAGUUUCCGCUGCCUGCGCUUCGAGUGCCCACCAAACUAUGUCCGUGUCUCGGAAAUGAAAUGUGAGCGCACCACAUGCCAGGAUAUCACGGAGUGCCAGACCUCGCCGGCUCGCAUCACACAUUACCAGCUCAAUUUCCAGACUGGCCUACUGGUACCCGCACACAUCUUCCGCAUCGGCCCUGCUCCCGCCUUCGCUGGGGACACCAUCUCCCUGACCAUCACCAAGGGCAACGAGGAGGGCUACUUUGUCACAAGCAGACUCAAUGCCUACACUGGUGUGGUAUCCCUGCAGAGGUCUGUCCUGGAGCCACGGGACUUUGCCCUGGAUGUAGAGAUGAAGCUGUGGCGGCAAGGCUCUGUCACUACCUUCCUGGCCAAGAUGUACAUCUUCUUCACCACAUUUGCCCCGUGAGGUGCCCAUCCCUCCAGGUGGCAUCCGGGCAGUGGUGCCACUCCGGAGUGGCUUUUGCUGUGACUCUGUAACUUAACAUAAUCAUGCUGAUAUGGUUGGUCUUGAGUCUUUGCCGUGGAAGGAAGGGGAUGUACCCCAGCAGGCGAUGGGUACAGGUCAAGGUCACCCAAGGCUGGAUGGUGGCCCACAGACUGGACACAGCCACAGGGGCUUCAGAGCUCCACCCCACGACUAUGGCUAAAGAUGACAUUUCAUUCCCACUUCCACUGUGUUCUUCAACUAAAAAACAAAAGAACAACAAACCAACAAAAUAAAAAAAAAAAGCCCAG